Vigna radiata var. radiata (mung bean) is the source of this 1295-nucleotide messenger RNA. RefSeq lists its product as uncharacterized. The transcript has a single exon. Lineage: Eukaryota; Viridiplantae; Streptophyta; Magnoliopsida; Fabales; Fabaceae. Bases 251 to 937 code for a protein of 228 amino acids. The record is from RefSeq and is a predicted model, not a curated record.
CCAAACCCAACUAGAACGUUAGUAAGCAAUCAUUAUCAUAUCAAAAUCAAAGUAACAAAGUUACUUUCUUUUUUCUCUCACCCACUUCCACCUAAGAUUUAGACCGUUGCAAAAUAAAACCUUUUCACUUUGUCAAAUAAUCUCAAGAAUAAGAUGUAUUAAACUGUUGAUUACUUAAUCAGCCACAGAUACAGAAGAGAAUAGUCACUGCCCAAACCUUCAAAUUCUUCAUAUAUUCUUAUCAUUGAUCAUGGCUGACACAAAACCAAACAGCAGCAUCUCACUGCCUCAAACCCAUCAAGCAAACCCCAAUCAAGAGCCUCUCUUGCAUGCCCUUGAUCCUAUAUCACUGAUCCUCAACCAGAAUUCCAAUUCUGAUAACCCUUUUCCUCUGAGACUCGCCUCAGUAGACAGUUUCGUGUUGGAGAGAGGACCCAACUAUACUGCGUAUGCCGAAUUGAGAGAAUCCAGGUUGCACAUGAAGUGUUUGAUGCAAGACCGGCAUCAAGAGGCUCAGGUAUUGGAACCAACUAUAAAACCUGCAACACCACCAAGGAAGAAACAGGUCAAGUUUCAAGCUUGUGAGAGAACCUCAAAAGGGUCCUUUUCUAUUGCUCAAUCGGUUCCAGAUUUUUCUGCUGCGCUAAGGAAAGAGAAUAGGAAGCCUAUGAGCACUCUGCCUUCAACGACACCACCAAGCAAGAGUGGUAAUGGGGUGGUGUUGAGUUCAAGGGGGAGCAAGUCAGUGAGUGGAGGGGAGAAGAAGAAAGGUGGUGGUGGUGGUAGUGUGAUGGCUAGGAAGAGCUAUGCCUGCAUUGAUGAACUUAAGGGUUUGUCUUCUGCUACAGCCAUUGCCAUCAAUGGUGAAGGUAGAGGUGGAGGAAGGAGUAACAAGGUGAUGGGAAAGACAGUUUCAGGAUUCCCCAGACAGUUUUGAAUAUUGGUGUUUGGAAAUAUUGCUUCCUUAAAUUUUGAUUUGUUCUUUAUUGGUUGAAUUUUUUGGUUUUGAGAGGCUCCGGAAAUGGCUGUGUGAUUUAUCUUAUUUUGUCCACUCAUUUUGUUCUUAUCUGGGAUUUGGAGUAUCAGUCUUAUUCAUAGGUGACAAGAUUUGAAUAACUUGAAUGUUCCUUAUGAAUACUCCUAAGGACUUGUAUAAUUCUAUUUUAUGAUCUCUUACUGAGGAUCUUACAGUAUAAUGUAAACUUGUAAAGUUAAGGUGUAUGUAAAAGUGUUUCUCGCUGUAACACUGAUAUAGGAAAUACACAGUUUUGCAUUUCUUCUUUAAGUGGACUGGU